Messenger RNA from Octopus bimaculoides (California two-spot octopus), 4053 nucleotides. RefSeq lists its product as uncharacterized. Lineage: Eukaryota; Metazoa; Mollusca; Cephalopoda; Octopoda; Octopodidae. Gene Ontology annotation, molecular function: DNA-binding transcription factor activity, RNA polymerase II-specific. Gene Ontology annotation, cellular component: nucleus. Gene Ontology annotation, biological process: regulation of transcription by RNA polymerase II. The record is from RefSeq and is a predicted model, not a curated record.
AGAUGUAAGAAACAGGUUUCCCUCUCUAACAUGUUACAUUGUCCAACCUACACAAAAAAGACUGUCUAUAAAAUUAGUCUGAACCCAUAAAGCGCUGGGAUUUGCACUUACAUAGCAUGGACUGCUGAGCACAUUUUAUGAAAAUGAGACUUGGUGGAAAGUUUUAUAUCAUCUGAAAAGCCAUUAGUUGAACUAUUAGUCCUCUUGCAUUCUGCGGGGUAUUGGAGCCUUUGAGUGACAGACCCCAACAAACGCCCAUAAAUUAAACGCAUCUAUCUGGGCCACGAUCGUGGCCCAUAGCGCUUUUUCUGUUAACCCAUAAACUGCGAUAGGCCACCUCAGUGGCCAACGCGACUGUGCGUGGCUAUGGAAGUAGGGCAUGAUCUGACCUAAUUUUGAUGACGUGUAACGUAUGUACACAAUACCCUUUCACCCCAGAAACAGUGUAGCCAAUCACAGAAGGUGUUAAGAAACACUGAGUGUUUUUUUCGAGUGACAGAUCGAUGUUGAUCUUUACCCAAAAUAGGCUCAGCAGUUCGUGUUACACACAGCAAAAUCCCAGCAGUUUAUGGGUUAAACAUCGAAUGACUAUGGGGGACCACCAGAAUAAAAUAGCAAUCAUACGGGUCGAUAGACAAAAAAGGGGGUGGGUGUUGAGAACCACUGUUGCAGAGAAAUUGGUGCAAAUAGGUUCUGUACGAAUCUCCAUAAGUGUAGACAUACAAGGAAUCUCUUAAGUGCUGCCAAGUGGUUAUCUCCUCUUCGUCAUCAGAAAUCGGAAAGGGCGAGGCAGCCAACUGCGUAAUUGAUAUUUAUAUAAUUGGUUACUUGAAGUGAAAAUAAACAGUUGCUAUAAAAUCAUUACACGAAAAAAAACUGCUUUAAUUAUAUAUACAUAUAUAUAUAUAUAUCAAGACCCGACAGAGAGUAUAUUUAAAGCGAUGCUUUUAAAACAAACAGAAAUUGAUGUAUAAAGAACGAAGAAGCUAAACGAAGGUUUACGUCGCAGAAUCUUUAAAAAUGGAGAAGAAUCUCCUGAAAAUCUAAGAACGAAAGAAUUUGUUUUGCAUUUUGAUCGACGCACUGAUUCACUGUUGAGAAACAGCGAUUGACGGAUGACAUUGGCAGAAAACAACUUUUGUAUACCGGAUACUUUAUCAUUAUGAUCGUUUAACGUCCGCAUUUCCAUGCUAGCAUGGGUUGGACUGUUUGACUCAGAGCUGGCUUGCAAGUAGCUGCACCAGACUCCUGCUGUCUUUUAAGGCAUGGCUUCUAUGGCUGGAUGCCCUUCUUAACCCUAACCCUAACAGAGUGUACCGACUGCUUUUUACAUACUACCGACGUAUCGUCUAUUAAACACGAAAGGAAAAUGUUUUAGGGAACAGAUAUAAUAACCCUACUGUAUAAUAACCCUACUGUAAUAAAUCUAGGGUUGAAUUGCUAUGAAAUAUUUGCUGUCACUUGAGAUUCAUAGCAACGUUUCUCUAUGUCAUUAUCUGGUGCUUUUGCAUUCGAAUUAAACUUGAAUAUGUUUCUAAAAGAGUUUGCAGCAUUUUUAAAUAUUCAUGAAGAUCGCAGUUGAUAACCAUAAAAAUAAUUGUAUAAAAACAGAAACAAGAAAACUAUUGAAAUAUUGUGAUGGACAGAGAAUAAUUUCAAGGGAGUAAUGUAAUACGGUGAAACAGCUAAAGGAUUUGGUUUUGUUUUUAUUCCUUGGAGAAAUGUCAAAAGAUAUACAAAAGUCAUCAUAUCAGUGUGAUAUCAGUGAUAAACCAUUCUGUGAAAAUGAUAAUUUAAAAGAGCAGAAACAGAAUCCUUCAGGAGGAAAACGAUAUCAUUGUGAUAUCUGUGAUAAAUUAUUCUCUGGAAGUACUGCUUUAACUACUCACAAACGUAUUCAUACGGGAGAGAAGCCAUUUCACUGUAAUAUCUGUGGCAAAUCAUUCUCUGAUGGAAGCGCCUUAGUUUCUCACAAACGCAUCCAUACAGGAGAGAAACCAUUCCGCUGUAACAUCUGUGGUAAAUCAUUCUCUAGAAGCAAUGCUUUAACUAUUCACAAACGUAUUCAUACAGGGGAGAAACCAUUUCAGUGUGAUACCUGUGGUAAGUCAGUAUCUGGAAGUAGUGAUUUAAUUAAGCACAAACGUAUUCACACAGGGGAGAAGCCAUUUCACUGUGACAUCUGUGGUCAGUCAUUCUGUGUAAGUAGUGGUUUAACUACUCACAAACGUAUUCAUACAGGAGAGAAGCCAUUUCAAUGUGACAUUUGUGGUAAAUCAUUCUCUCAAAACACUAACUUGAAGAGACACAAAGUUAUACAUACAGGAAAGAAAUCAGUUCAUUGUGACAUCUGUGGUAAACCAUUCUUUGACAAUUAUGGCUUAACAAAGCACAAACGUGUUCAUACAGGAGAAAGACCAUACCGUUGUGAUAUCUGUGGUAAAACAUUCUCUGUAAGUUGUGCCUUAAUUAAACACAAACGUAUUCAUACAGGAGAGAAACCAUACCGCUGUGAUAUCUGUGGUAAAUCAUUCACUGCAAGUGAUGCUUUAAAAGUUCACGAACGUCUCCAUACGGGUGAGAAGCCAUUUCAAUGUGACAUCUGUGGCAAAUCAUUAUCACGACUCGAUAAGUUAAAUUCACACAAACGUAUUCAUACACGAGAGAAACAAUAUCCAUGUGAUAUUUGUGGUAAAUCAUUCUCUAGCAGUGGUCACUUAACAAAACACAAACAUACUCAUACAGGAGAGGAACCAUUUCACUGUAAUAUUUGUGGUAAAUCAUUCUGUAAAAGAAGUGCCUUAACUAUUCACCGACGUAUUCAUACAGGAGAGAAGCCAUUUCACUGUGAUAUCUGUGGUAAAUCAUUCUCUCAAGUAGGUAACUUGACUUCUCACAAACGUAUUCAUACGGGAGAGAAGCCAUUUCAUUGUAAUAUCUGUGGUAAAUCAUUCUCUCAAAGUAGUGAAUUAACUAGACAUACACGAACUCAUACAGGAGAGAAACCAUACCGCUGUGAAAUCUGUGGUCAAUUAUUCUCAGAAUGCACUAACUUAACUAAACACAAACGUGUUCAUACAGGAGAGAAACCAUUCCAUUGUGAUAUAUGUGGUAAAGCAUUCCCUGAAAAAGCCUCCCUAAUAAAACACAACCGAGUACAUACAGGAGAGAGACCAUUUCACUGUGAUAUUUGUGGUAAAUCAUUCUCUAUAAAUAGUUACUUAACUAAACAUAAGAAUGUUCAUACAGUAGAGAAAUGAUUUAACUGUGACGUGUGGUAAUACAUUUUCUGUAAAAACUUACUUCACAAAACAUCAACAUAUUCAUUCAGGAGAGAAACCAUAUCACUUUGAUAUUUGUGGCAAAUCAUUCUCUAUAAGUAGUCACUUUACUCACAAACGUGUUCAUACAAGAAAAUAGCCAUUUCACUGUCGUAUGUGUACUAAAUCAUUAUUUCACGAACUCCACUCAACUAAACAUGUAUCUAUCCAUGCAAAAGUAUGACUUUAUGAUUGUAAAAUUUCUUUACAACAAACAAGUAACAUUUAAAGAUGAUUUUCCCUGCUAAACCAUGGAUUAACCUUGUGGACUUCUCAAUGAUGCAUGGACCUUUGGCAACAAUCAUAUCUCUCAUUGUUGUUUGAGGAGUUGUUUUACAACCAGAUGCCCUUCCUUAUGCCAGCCCUUUUAGUAACCUUUUAUGUGGAACAUAAAAGGUUACUUGGACACAAGCUACUUGUUAACAUUCAUUCCAUUUAAGAAAUAACUUGUAUAACCAUAAAUGUAUUCCCGUGGGAAAGAAGAUACAGCAGUGUGAUAACAAGCUGUUAUCACUAUAUUUUAUAUCACCACAGUUAUAUCAACAUUGAUGAGAUAACAUGUUAUUGUAAUAUUUUAAAUAAAAAGCAUUCUCAUAAAUAUUCAAUAUAACAUAUUUCCAGGAUAUAGGAAAGAUAUUGUUGGGUAAAUAACUGAGAAAUAUAUUCUCAGAGAUGUGUAAUAAUAUCACUGCAUCAUUUGUUAUGAUAUCAAUGAAUAAAGUGUUAAACAUAA